This is a messenger RNA of Fukomys damarensis (Damara mole-rat), 2219 nucleotides long. RefSeq names its product coiled-coil domain containing 148 (gene Ccdc148). Bases 197 to 2008 code for a protein of 603 amino acids. The record is from RefSeq and is a predicted model, not a curated record. The transcript is spliced from 15 exons. Lineage: Eukaryota; Metazoa; Chordata; Mammalia; Rodentia; Bathyergidae.
CCCGGCCCUCAUAUUGAACGGGCCAAUGGGAACUGCGGUUUCAGGUCGCCAUAGAGACCGAUGCUGUUAAAAGCAAGAGGGCCUGUGGAAGGAGGGGAAUGAAGAUGAAGGUGUCUUCGGCCUCCAGCGCGGAAAGAGAUGGAAGCAAGAAGUACUAAGGGAUUCCAGGGCGCUGGCUCUGAAAUUUGGAGCAGAUAUGGAAAACAGGGAUAAGAGAGAUUGGCCAUUCAUGACAAUUCAGAGAAAUGCUAGCUCAGAUAAUCUGGUAUUCUGUGUGAAAAAUGGGAUGAGAAGAAUCAAGUAUAAGCCAGUAGACUAUCAAGAGCUACGUGCAUUAACUGAAGCAAAGAAAUUAGCUUCUGCUUCUAUAGAGAAAAAGAUCAGAAAAGUAGUGGAGACUUCGCAAAUAUCUAAAGAGCAAAUGCUAAUCAAACAACACAAACAAGUGUGGUGGCAGGAACACCAACGGCUAAAUGAACUCAGAUAUAAGCUGGAAUCUGAAAUAAAAUCUUUUCUCAAUGAAGAGCACAUUGGAAACGAGUGUCUUUGUGAAUUUAUGAAUUUUGAACAAGAAUUAUCAAAACAAUUGAGAACAUACCUUAAAGAUGUGAUAGAUCCUAUUCAUCAGCUGAGAGCAGAUCUGCAGUACAGGCUGCACCACACCUUACAGCGUUCACGCCAGCAUAUGGUGUUUAACUCAGGCCCAGUACUGGAAGAAGUUGACUUUGUGAAAAAACAAUUAAAGGCUGUCUUUGCAAGCCUUAGCCAGGAGCAACAGAAAAUAGAAAAUGAGCUUUCAGACUGGAGUAUGAAAGUAAUCAAUUAUUCUUUAGAAGAAAAAACUAACAUACUUAGUGAACUACCUACAGAAUUAGAAAGUUUGGAAUGCCCAUACCCUGAAUUGAAAUCAUCAAUCCUUAAUGAGUUCUGUGAUUUUACAGAGAAAUAUCAAAAGAAACUUCACGAGUUUGAUCUGCAGUUAGCAGACAUAUACAGAAACUUCCAACUAAGUGAAGAAGAUCACUGGAUUUACCAGGCUGUUUUAGAUCAAUAUCCUGGAGAUCUUGUUGGCAGAAGAACUCUGUAUCUGGACAUGUUACAAAGAUAUUUUCCUCACAAAUCUAGGCAUGAUUUGGUAGAGCAUGAGAAAUAUUGUGACCAAUAUCACUUUGCUAAGGAGCAGGAAAGGAUCUUGAUUGAAAAUUGGAAUAAGAACAGGAAAGACUUUAUACAGAAGGCAAUGCUGACCCUCCUUGAGGCCUGUGCCACUUAUGAAAUGGAAAGCACAUUGGCAAAGGACAGGAAAAAGCAACAGGAACUGUGUGCUGAUCUGAAAGCCAAGGUUUUUCGAUGGCGAGCCCACCAGGAAGAGUUAGCAAGACUGGAAAUGGAAAUUUCUGCCAGAAGAAGAGAAAAGGAAGAGGAGAAAGAGAGAUUGUGGAGGAAGAAGGAACUGUUGAGAAGGGAAGAGAAGAAAAAAAAGAUAAGAAAAUAUUGGGCUAAGAAAGAACAGAAAUGGCAAGAAAUGGAAAUGAGAGAAGUUCAGCGCCUAGAAGAACUGAAGAAAUUAAUGGCUGAACAGUCAGUAAAAGACAGAGAAAGGGUUCAAUAUAGACAAGCAUUACUGGAAAAGCGUUUGAUGGAGCAGAGAGAAGUGGCUCUUCAAGAUGCACAUGAGGAGGAAGAGAGAGAGAGGCGACUUGAAGCCCUUAGGAAACAGGUUGCUGUUGUUGCUCAAUGUGAUCCUGUUAGAAUGAUGUCAGAUACAAUAGCAUCAAAAGCUAAGAUGGGUAUUGAUAUGGAAGAAGAGUUUAUUCUUCACAAGCCACUCUUCACGCUGCAUACAUACAAUGAACAGCAGAUAAUUUCUGACCCUAGACUUCGCUUUGAAUUAGCACUUCGAGAAGCUGGACUUCAUAAAACAUUAUAUGCCAAAGAGAUAUUACCAAAAAUCAAUCCACAAAAACCUCCAAGAAAGGACAUGGAAUCUACUGUUUUUAAAAUCUAAGCCUCAUGCUAAAAUUCCAUAAUAUGUAAACAAGAUUUUUCUUUGAGAACAUUUAUAUGGAUAACAAUAAUUACCAUUUUCUAAAAUCUCAGACAUAGAAAUCAUAUCAUCUGCUGAAACAACUUUGCCCUUCUUUUAUGAUGGUUAAAAUUUUAUGUACCAUCUCCUAUAUUUUAUUUUUAUUUUUUAUUUUUUAUUUUUUUGGUACCAG